UCAUUUCAUUUCCCAUAGAGAGAAAUAGAGAGAGAUGAAGAACAACCACAACGGUGCAACCCCAACCAAUCCUUUAAAGGGCGUAAGGGCACUUCUCAUACGCAAGAACAGCCCUGCAGAGCUACUCCUUAACCGGCUUCGAGAGUACCUUCUCUACUCAAAACUACGAUCUUUGCUGCCAUCUCAACCGUUCGAGGUAAAAAGAUUGAAAGAAAUUCCAAUGGAAUACGAGCCGGCCCCACAUGAGAUUCCCGGGAGGGAUUCCGACGAUGAAAACACUAGUGGGCCAGCGGAGGCCAGCAGGGCAGAAGAUAGUAGCCAGAGCCAGGGAGAAGAUUUCGAUUACGCCCUAGAGAGCGAUGAGGAGAAAGAAAAGAACAGCGGGCCUGGAAAGACAUUCAUCCCAUCGAUCAAGAUCAAGAAGCUGGACUCCACCUUACUCAUCAGUACCGUCGUCCUCAAAGACGUUGCAUUAUCGUCGGCUCUCUUCCGCCUUCUUGAAGAAGAGAAGCUCGACAUCGUCUACGAAAACCAGUACAGAACUGAAACCAAAGUGGUUCAUACAAUUCAGGUGAAUUUGCCUUCGGAGGGGUUGGACAUAGAUGAUUUGGAACAGAAGCUACAGGCAUGGGCGGCAAGGAGGACAUGACAUAUCGUAGAUCAGCUAGCUUCCCAUGGUGUUAUUUGUUCUUUUUUGUCACCUUUCUACACGUUGGUCCAUGUAUUCUUUGCAAAUGAACGAUUGAUAUGAAAUCGCAAGAGGGAGGAUCAUUUCUUUUGUGGGUCCCACCCAAUAUUAAUGGCACAAAUCAAUGUAGAAAGGAAGGUCCUGUGUUGGGCAAACCUCAUUCCCAAAGUUGGCAUGCCGUCCAUGUUGGAUCUAUUAUUUUAAUUAAAAUUAAUAUGCACAAAUGUUAUGGUCAAA
This is a messenger RNA of Magnolia sinica, 925 nucleotides long. RefSeq lists its product as uncharacterized. The transcript is spliced from 3 exons. The record is from RefSeq and is a predicted model, not a curated record. NCBI's taxonomy places the organism in Eukaryota, Viridiplantae, Streptophyta, Magnoliopsida, Magnoliales, Magnoliaceae. The coding region runs from base 35 to 649 and encodes 204 amino acids.